Molecule: messenger RNA, 309 nt
Organism: Racocetra fulgida
Lineage: Eukaryota; Fungi; Glomeromycota; Glomeromycetes; Diversisporales; Gigasporaceae
Source: the annotation of a GenBank genome assembly
AAAGAAGAUGAUGAAACUGAUGAAGAGAAUGAGAAUAAAGAGAACAAUAAGGAAGUUAGAGAAAAUGAAGAAAAUAAAAAGGAAGAUGAAUAUGAGGAUAAUGAAGAGGACGAAGAAGAAAAUAAUAAAGAGGAUGAAGAAGAGAAUGAAGAAGAGAAGAAUGAAGAGGAUGAAGAAGAGAUAAAUGAAGAGGAGAAUAAAGAGAAUGAAGAAAUGAAUGAAAUUAGUAAUGAUGAGAAUAAUGAGGUUGAAAAUAGAGAUAAGGAAAGGGAAGAUAGUAAUGAAAGUAAUGAAAAUAUGUUAUCAUAA